ACGCUACCAGCAGACCGGACUGAACGUCACAUUCCUGCAUUCCCUCUUUCCUUAGUCUGGGACGUCAGAGUUACCAUUAGAUAGAUAAUCCUCUUUCCCUCUUCUGUUUUUGAGAAACACACCCAUGACACGGCGGAUUUGAUCUCAGGAGGUGAUCCCGGGUUCCCCAGGAGUCAGAAUCUCGCAUCGGGUCACUUUCCUCCUUCCCUUCCCCUCCUCCCCUUCCACCAAUCACAGCGCCAGGUUGCCAUGGAGAACUCUUCAGUGGCAUCUGCAUCGUCUGAGGCAGGGAGCACACGCUCGCAGGAGAUUGAAGAGCUGGAGCGCUUCAUUGACAGCUAUGUGCUGGAGUACCAGGUGCAGGGGCUGCUGGGAGACAAGGCAGACGGAGACUUGGAUUUGGACAAUGGUGGCAAGGUGCCACAGUGGACAGAGGACUGCAACGACAAAAAAGAUGGCAGCUGGACAUCUUCACGGGGGAGAGGCUCAUCCAAGCCUGACGAGUGGGAACACAGCAGUAAUGGCAGUACAGGCUCCAGGCCCAGUUCAGGAUCCAGACCAGGUUCUGGUUCACGCUCCGGCAGCAGAGGCAGAAACAACCAGUUCAAAGGCCCAGCCAAGAAUGGGAACAGAGAUGGCUCCUUUGACAUCCUGGGCACAGACAUAUGGGCUGCCAACACAAUGGACUCUCACGGAGGUGCAGGUUGGGACGUGCAGCCAGAGAAACUGGACUUCAGCCAUUUCCACAGGAAACACUUAAGAGGAACGCCAAAGCACCUGCCACAUAUUGACAGAGAGGGGAUGAACAAAAACAAGUUUGAGGAGGAUGACAGCAUAGACAUGAAUGACAUAGAGAGGUUCCUACCCCAUCUGCGCUCUGUCUUCCCACCCCUUCCUAAUGAGGCUGAGAUCGCACACACCAAAAAGCUCUUCCGACGCAGGAGGAAUGACCGACGAACGGUUGAUCAGUUCACCCGAGACCAGUUAACCAUACUUCUGCCUACUGGGCCCGGGGGCAAGCGGCAAGUCUCAGCCAGGAGACAGCAGCGGCCUCAGGGAGGAGGAGGAGGCGGUGGAGGAGGGAAGAACCAGCCUCAGCAGAUACAGCAGCAGUCGCCUCAGCACCAGAGGGAUCAAUCCCAACAGCAGGCUCCAAACCAACAGCAGCAGAAUUUAACAGAACUGGGCGAUAACAGAAACAACAGUGCUGACCGGCCGCCUCGCCAGUACCAAGGGGGACAUGGGCAGCGCCAAGGAGGACCCCCACACCACGGAUACAGCCAGAACCGGCGCUGGCACCACAAUCAGAAAGGUCAGGGGCACGGACAGACAAACGCUACCGGCGAUAAAGGAGUACCCCCGAGAACAACCAAAGACAAAGAGACUGAGAAUGUAAAACCAGGGGACGAGCAGAUCAGACCGCCUCAAGACUGCAGCACAGGAAGUGGAAGGGCAAGCAAGGGCCAGUUGGAGCAGCCCAGAAUCAGCUUGCUGCAGUCGUCAAAGGAGAGGCUGAGGAGGAGACUAAAGGACAAGGAAGAGGCGCGGGUGGAGGCGUCAGGCUCCGGGUCACAGAAUAUGGACCGGCUGGUGGACCUCCUCAACAGCAUGAGGAGCAACAGCAGCGGGGUGGAGCAGCAGCUGGCCUCGUUCAUGGAGGAGGCACAAUGCUCGGCGCGGUCCGAGGAGACCCUGGCUCAGGUGGUCAGCGCCAUCUACUCCAAGGCCGUGUCGGACAGGAGCUUCGCUGCCACAGCCGCCAAGCUCUGCGACAGGAUGGCGCUGUUCAUGGUGGAGGGGACCAAGUUCAGAUCGCUGCUCCUCAACAUGCUGCAGAGGGAUUUCUCCCGUCGUGAGGACCUCCAGCAGUCAGAUGUGGAGAGGUGGUUGGGUUUCAUCACCUUCUUGUGUGAGGUGUUCGGCACCAUGAGGAGCAGCUCAGGGGAGCCGUUCAGGGUGCUGGUGUGUCCCAUCUACACCUGCCUACGAGAGCUGUUAGAGUCCACAGACGUUAAGGAAGAUGCAGUCCUCUGCUGCUCCAUGGAGUUGCAAAGCGCUGGGCGUCUCCUGGAGGAGCAGCUCCCCGAGAUGAUGACGGAGCUCCUAGCGGCCGUCAGGGACAAGAUGCUCUGUCCAGCCGAAUCGCAGCUGACCCGCUCUCUCCUCAUGGAGGUCAUCGAGCUGCAUGCACACCGCUGGAGCCCCCUGGAGGCUCUCACCACCCAGUACUACAACCGUACCAUCCAAAAGCUCACCACCACUGCCUAGGUGCCAGCUCCCACCAAGAGGAGAGGAGACAUUUUCCAGUUGCGCAACAAUCCGCUCUUUUACCACAAAACAGGAAGUUAAUAACGACGUCACCCUCUUGCCGAAAUUAAUCAACGCUUCACAUUAAAGAUACGUUCUGUUA
Molecule: messenger RNA, 2410 nt
Organism: Lates calcarifer (barramundi perch)
Lineage: Eukaryota; Metazoa; Chordata; Actinopteri; Centropomidae
Gene: ctif
Product: CBP80/20-dependent translation initiation factor
Biological process (GO): regulation of translational initiation
Cellular component (GO): cytosol
Molecular function (GO): protein binding; translation activator activity; RNA binding
Source: RefSeq, a predicted model, not a curated record